Molecule: messenger RNA, 15248 nt
Organism: Porites lobata
Lineage: Eukaryota; Metazoa; Cnidaria; Anthozoa; Scleractinia; Poritidae
Source: the annotation of a GenBank genome assembly
GGCAGAAAGAAGCGCGUCUGUCACACGAAGGGUAGUCAUGUCCGGCUUUUGUUGUGGAAGUUCUUUAGAUCUUUGCCGAUUACCAGACAUACGAUGACCAAAUAAACUUGGCAAAGUACUAAAGGUUAAAAGCACUCAAAAUGACGCAGACUGGGGAUCCACAGCGCAAAGAACAACUGAAGGAAUUCCAACGAAAUGCACAUCGUUUACUAUCAGAAGAUGACCGUAAUUAUUUACAUUAUACGCUCAAAGAAUACCAGACUUAUAAAUCAGUAGAGAAACUGGUGACUGCGUUGAAAUCGUGCCUGGAUAACCCAAGAAAACUGGAUCUUCUCGCAGAUAUUCGAAACCUUAUUCCUUCGGCGCAUCUGAGCAAGUUUGAUAGUUUAGCUCCGUACAGCGAAAUGGCUCAUCCUUUCAAACCACCAAACCAAGUAGCUACGAACCGCAAGACUCAAAGUUUGCCUUACAAUUACAAGAACAGCGAGCUCAGAGCACUUGCUCGGGGCUCUUCACCGACUAACGCUGGUUCUUUUAAAGUUAUAACGUUAGCAAGAACUUCGCUAGACGAAUCUCUUGGGUUUAAAAUCAAAGGCGGUCGCGAAAACGAUAGGGCAAUUUUUAUUUCCGAAGUGGAUGAGAACUCCUCUGCGGCUAAACAAGGACUCAAAGAGGGCGAUCGAGUAAUUGAGGUUAAUGGAAUCGAUUUUGAGAAAAUUACCAAAAGUUCAGCGGAAAACUUGUUGGGAUCCAUGAAUAAACUCAAAGUGGUUGCUAAGUCGUCGGCCUCCUUGCCCGAAAUGGAUGUGUCUAACUCUUGGUAAGUUAUGACUGUCAUGAUAGGAAAUCAAAACUUAUAACAUGCUGAUUAUUUGUCGCACCAUUCGCUUUGCUAAAUCCACUUGUGGCCUUAGUUAUUAAUGCCCAGCAUUUUUAUUAAACAAUCGCUUUGGUUCGUUUGGUUGAAAAACAAUCGCAAAAGGACUUCAGGAAGCGUGUCAGUGUUAAGUAAUUUAAGGGCUCGUGACUCCCGUUCCGUGACUUCGACUUCUUCUUUCUCUGAUAACACUAGCUUACAUCUGAAUCUCUGACUUUCAGAUGUCAGAAGUUGGUUGAACAUUUUGUUAUCCAAACAACAAACAAGAUGGUUGUUAUAUUAGUUUUAGGGCCAACAUUGUUACCUUUACCAUUUUCACAUUGUGUUUACGCGCACUUGUGGUACUUCGUAAGUUGGAGAUUGUUUCUUAGAGACUACUCACUUGAAACUUGCACUUUGUUCAUAUAUAAAUUUAACCAUCUAUCGACCACCUCUUAGAAGCUUUAAAUUGGAGAUGGAGUUGAGAAUAACUAGCCAAUUUACGUUGUCUGGUAUUGGUUUUUAUAACAUUUUGAAACUAAUUUAUGGUUUGUUUGUGAGUGGUUACCGUGUAUGUAUUUCAAGUAACCUGCUGACCUCGGAAUAUUUCUCAUCCCCGAAAAAUUUUUAUUUGCUUCUAAUGGCAUCACACUGGGAUCCUACCGUUUAUAUUUAAUAAAUAUUGUUUUUCGCAGGAAGGACACGGCCUCAGUUAGAAAUAUCGGUUUGAUUUGUUACGGAACAGCGGGUUUUAAACUGAGUAUUUUUUGGGGUUUAAUAUUGCGUGCAUUGUUUCACCUGGUUGAACCUGUAAAUUCACGCAGGGAAAUGUAGAUGUCAGUGGUUACAAAAUAAAAUUUUGAGGGAAAGUCCAUACAAUAAAAAAGUCCAUUUUGCUUAAACUUAGUAGCUCCCUGCAGCAGGAAGAAAGGAACUUACACUAGAUUUCAUAACGUGAUAAAAAAAGUUACUACUACUGUAUGCAUGGCUGGGAAAUAUACAUCUCUGCAGGUGUAAUUAAGCCAAAAUUACAAAACAAAGUCUGUUAUAAUGAUAAAACAUCAACUAAAACAGCAAAAACUUUAUUAGCAGUCAGACUGUCUUCAGAGUCCUCAAUAAUUAUUGUUCCCUAUUGGAGCAGAUUUUUAUCAGUUUGAAAUAGUUUUGAUGCCACCUGCUACAGAUAUUAAAUCUCUUAGCAUAUACAUCCUAAUAACACAAAACCUCCCACUUUUAAUAACAUGUAGACUACAAUAAUAUUGUACAGAAAUAUUGGGUUCGUUUUUCUGAAGGACGCUUUUGAUAAUCGAUAAUCAAGAGAAGGCCAAAUGCACAGGUGGCUUCCCGACAAUUAAGAGUGGAAGUUGUUUUUAAUAAUUAUUGGCUUGACUUUCCAUAUGAUCCAUUUUAUCUUCAGAUGCCUGGGGAAAUAGGUAGAAAUGGUGGUAUUAUAACUAAAAUUUCAUUUUUUUAAAAAAAUGUUUUUUUUAACACUAAUUCUAAAAAGUAGUUUUUGGAUGUGAAGAUUAUUAUUAACAAUGCCAUUUUCAUUCAAGAUUCACCAAAAAAGGACUUUGAUAAUAAAAAUUAAUACAUGGCUGCUUGGGAAAUGCAUAAAUGUUUAUUUUUAUUUGUUAAUUUUUUCUUUGCAACUGUUCCCUCACACUUCACAGUAGGGAUAUGAUUCUAUAUGUUUGCAGUGGUUAAUUCAGCUCAUGAUCCUUUGGGUCUUAUUUAUAUAUAUAUUUACUAUAGCCAACAUUCCUGUUCAAACUGGGUAUCUCACCAAGGUCCUCCACACUUCAUCUUAGUGCAGCAAUGCUUUGUCUUUUGUUUAUUCUAUUCCUGACAUACCAUACAGUGUAGUUUUGUUCUGCAUUGGGGGAUCCUUCUUCAGUCUGUUAUAUUUUGGUAAAAAAUUGACCUUUGUUUUGCAGGGGUCAAAGGAAUGGACGAGUCGUCCAAAAUGGAAUGUCUGAAAAUGACAGUCUUCAGGUACAUUGUAGAUAUUCUUUCAGAGCCAUUAAGUUGUUAAGAGAUAAGACAAGGAUAGGUUUUAACCCAUGAUAUAAAAAGCAAAAAGGGUUUACAUGGGAAAAUAAUCCUAAGUUGGACGAGAUCAAUUUUUCUGAGGAAAUAACUAUUAACUUGUGAAAAAGCUGAAGUUUCAGAGCGAGACAUUCUCCCCAUUUGGUUAUCCCAGACCUUGCGUCUGUCAUGCACAGGCUACCACCCUGUAUAUUAGAUACACGGCUAGCUUUAAACAUUCAGAGGGUUGUUAGUAAUUUAUAGUACCUUUUGGAAAGUUGGAAGACACUGAAGAUUUUCCUGACAUUUUUGGUCUACAGGCAAGCAGUGGUAGUGGGGGAAGUCUUACUCUACAGCAUAAUUCUCAUCUGCUGAACAGCUCUGAUCAGAGGAAAGUCAACCUUCAAGUACAGUCAACAGCAAAUGGCUUUAUUGGGUUUAACCUUCGAGGUGGAAGUGAAUAUGGUUUGGGUUUAUACGUCUCUGGGUAUGCACCUCUACAACAAUAAGCUCUGACAAACUGAAUCUUAUAGGACCAACUAAAUAGCUGACUUUCUGCUCGAAAAGAUGUCCUCAUUACAGAAAAUUUUACAUGUACAUUGUUGCACUGAAUUUAUCGCAAAAUUAACACUUUUGCUCCUCUGCCAAGUCCAGAGAUUCCAACCCUCCUGAUUUGAUGUCUUGAGUCCCACUCUUUUUUUACCAACUUCUCCCAAUUUAUUAUAAAAUUCUGAAAACUAGGGAAAAAUUGCUAAUCUUUAGAAUUUUUGGCGAUCUGUCACUGUGAAACACUCAUAUUAUACUUACUUUCUUCGCGAGCAUUAUGGUAUGUUAUAACUCAGGUCGGAAUGAUGUCAAAAUUCAAGAAAUGGCACCUGAGAGAACCUAAAUUUGUAAAAUUUCCCGGGGGGGCAUGCCCCCGAACCCCCCUAAAAGUUCGUGCCUCUGGCGCUAAUAAUUACUCCCUAUUUUCCAUCACAUGGGGUUGGAAUCUCUGCAAGUCAUUGUUAGAUGAUUUAUCACUUUAACCUUUUAAUCUGUGGACAGAAUCCUAUGGUUUCACCAUUCAAUGGCUACCUAUUGGACAGAACUUUUGCAGGGUACUAUGGUGGAACCUCUAUUUAGGGGACAAUCUUGGGAACAAGGCAAAAAUGUCCCCUGAAUAUAUAGGGUUGGCUGGGGUUUGUUAAUCAUUAACCAACAAAUAAAAUAUAUUUUUUUAUUCUGCCUUGGAAUCUGCUGCAGUACUCCGAUUUAAGUGAGAUGUGACUGUGCACACUUAAACCUUAUCUACCCUCUAUUUUGGUCAGUCACAUUUUGAGUGGCAAGGUGUCCCUUGAAUGGAGGUGUCCCUUAUGAGACCAAGUUUUGUAUCCCCUGAUUGGAUCUGUCCCUUGAAUAGAGGUGUCACAAAGGAGAGGUUCCUGAUGGGUCUAAAGUAGGUCACGUUCCACAGGUCAAGAGUUCAGGUCACUGCUCCAUUGGUAAAUUACCAAACCACACAGAUUCUCCUUAAUCUAACAGAGCAUUUUGUUAAGAGAUUAGGGCUAGGAGAUGCUAUUCAUUUAUCUGUAUCAUGGUGACCUGUACUCUGACCUGUGGAAAAGUGACCUGUAUUUUAGACCUGCUGCCUUAAUUUGUUAUCCUUGGCAUAUUUAAAUAUCUUAUUUACCAACUUGAAUACAUUACACACCUAAACCUUUCCUUUGGACUCUCUUACAGUCACCUAGUGGGUUAUUACAAGAGUGUGCUACCUCUUACUCUAAGUGAUAUACUCUUUACACAGGGUGGAUCCUGGUUCACUAGCAGAAGAAGCAGGCUUUAAAGUUGGUGACCAAAUUAUGGAAGUUAAUGGGAAAAGCUUUGAAAACCUUAAGCACAAUGAGGCUGUUGAAUUUAUCAAGUCACAAAAGCACAUCAUGGUCACACUUAAGGUAAAGUUGCCAUUGUUGAUAUUGUAGAUUGUACGCUGUCUACUAGGUGUUGUUUCAAGUCAUGGCCAUGUGCCCAUUGCAUUGUUUCUUUAGACAAAGGGAUCACUCAGUCUGCUCACCUUGUUUUCUUUCCACCUAAUUGGAUACAUUAUGUUAGGUAGAACCUGCUGAGUCUAAAGGUACAGAUCACAUUCCACAGGUCAAGAAUACAGGUCACCGCUCCAUUGAUAAAUUACCAGACCACACAGGUUCCUCUCAAUCUAAGAGGGCUAGGAGACACUUUUAUUGCUUUUUAUUUAUCUGUAUCAUGGUGACCUGUACUCUAAACUGUGAAAAAGUGACCUGUAUUUUAGACUCGCCGAAGUUCUGUUAAUGAACGUACCAGUAAUUUUAGACCAUCAGGAUUCAAUUAUAUAGAUAUGCCAGAAGAAGUAAAAGUUUGUAGAGUUUACAGUCAAUACAUAAAUGGGCACCAACCAUUGCAUUUAGUGUUUUAAAUAUUAUAAUAUAUUACACAUCUUUUUGUAGGCUGUGGGAAAGCUUCCGGAGGCAAAACAUUACCAAUCCCAAAUCAGUUGGGUUUAUCCUGAUGGGACUGUUGUAAUAGGUACGUCAUGACACAAUGAAGAAUAUUAAAUAUAGUCAACCCUGAAGUCCUCUACAACAGCCAUCUUUGGGACAGCUUGUAGUCAUUAGAGAGAUUACCUUUAGUAAAGGUGCAAGUCUGUAUGCUGUUGUUGCCCUAUAUAAUAAUAAGCAUAUUGUUACUGGACCCUAAACGGACACUGUGCACACGUAGCUUACACACACAAAUUUACUAGGACCCUGUAGUUUUUUGCUCAGUGCCCUUGCUGUUGAAAGACCUUGUUUUGUUAUCAGUUGUGCUGUUUUUAACAAAAAUGAUUCUGAUCACAAGUUUGCCAUGCAGUCUAAGAAUAACACACAUGUGCUCAUGAAAAGCAGGAAGGUUUGUAGCAUAAGAUUGUCAUCAUCAGCCUGGGUACUAUUCAAAGGCACAUAGACACUGAGAACACAAAACUGGGCUAUUCUUAAAGAGAUUCAAACCUAAUGUUUGUACUAUUUUAUGGCGAUAAACAGGUGGAUAAUUUGCAAGCCUCCCCGUUAGGGGUGUAACGAUUCAUAUUCCUUGCGGUUCGAUUCGAUUUCGAUUUGAUUUCGAUUCGAUUAUGUAAAUGUUUUUUCAUUCUUAUAACAUAACGCGUAAUGUAAACAACAUGCAACCCUAAACCCUCAAUUUGAGAAUAGUAGCAGGGACAGGAGGAUUCACAGUCGCUUUGUUCGUUGCCAUGUUUGAGAACCUGACAAAGAGCGUGUCGCACAUAGUUUGCCUUAUUUGGAAAUUCUCAAGGGGUGGUUGACAGCAUUUGGGGUGGUUGACAGCAUUUUUACCAGGCAACACAAAAUGGUGCGCGAAAUGCUAUCGUCUUUGCUCGUCAAUCAUAAAUGCACAAUUUAAAGUGUUCUGGAUUCGGAUUUUACAAUAUAAUAACUCACUAAGGGCAUUCUGGAAAAGGUGUGCAAAAAUCGGACCAAAAUCGAAACGUGGAAGCAAAGAAUCGUGAAUCGAACCGAACGGUCAUAAUUGCGAUUAAUCAAGAAUUGGAUUAAUUGUUACACCACUACUCCCCGUACAUGUCAGUGGUGAUUUUCCUAGUUUAUCUCCUUAUGAGCCAUUAAUAAGUUUUAGAAGUAAUGUAUCAUACAUUGCAUCUUACAUUUUAAGUUACUCUUGAUUUUACUCAGACAUGUAAAGAUUGUAAAAAGAUCUGCUCUUGCAUUUUGCAGAGAGUAAAGAGUCAUACACAAGAUCAAUUUCGGCACCAGUCUCCCCAGUACCAUCUCUAGAGCUUAGCCACUCAAGUACCCAGUUCCCAAUUUUAGAACAGGAAACCCCAACAAGAGACACACCAAGUCCAAGGCCAGUGUUACGAGAGACUGGGGUACAGACCCCUGAACCGUCUCCUGAACCUCCGGUAGAAGUCAGAGAGGAUGUGGUAAUUGUGAAAGUUGAGCAGAGUGAAAAUGCAGAACUGGAAAGAACACAGAGCGCUAAGAGUCUGGCUACCUCUUCCACCAGUAGUGGAGGUGAAUUUGAGAAACAAAACUCAAUUCGAUCUGCCUAUUCCUUUGAGAGUGUGAGCAGCAGCAGAGAAGAAAUGGCCAAAAGAGCUUCAGUAUCAAGCAUGAGCAAGGAAGAGGCCAUUUUAAGUGGUAGUGAUGGAGAGCUUAAUGAUAAGAGAAAGGUCAAGAAGUCCAAAUCUUUCUUGCAGAAGCAUGGAGACAAAAUUAAAUCCAAGCUAAGCUUCAGGAAAAAGAGUAAACCAAAAGUGGAGGAGAGAAGUAAGUACUAGACAACAGUUUUCCGUUUGUGUGUGUUUUACUCAUUUGACCUGGGAAAAGCCUGAUAUUAAAAAAAGUUUUGAAUGAAAUUCACACUUCAAAUAUAGUUUUGUUCAACUGAGUUCAACUCAAUAUGAAUAGUGAUCUCCUUCAGUAGGUCUUCUCAAAUGGUCACACUUAGAAGCCUUUAGUGCUUUCAUGAAUAUAUUCAGAAGACUGAAAAAAAAAAACAUUUUAUUGGCAGUCGUAAAAACCACAGAAUAUGUUGAUGUACAUAGGCAGCCUUUCCAAGGUAGUAUUCUAUAGCAAAUUCUUGCUUUCUGAUUGGCUGAAAAUACUAACCAUUCAUCAGUUCUUUGAAAGUAAAUACAGAAAAGCUAAGUUGUCUGCCAGUAAAAAGACAGUCAAGGCUGUGUUCUAGCAGAACCCGGUGCCCCCUGACACCUACACUUUGCUCCUAGGUGACUAGAAAUUAAAGUUUUUUCAUAAAAAUCAUAUGCUGGUCACCCUGGAUUUUACAGAUUCAAAGCAAUUGUUCCCUUUUCAAUUUUUCCUUGUAUAGCCUCUGAACACAGACGUGUUUGUGGUUGUCGCUUUGGGUGGAGAGAAGCAACGACCAGAAAUAUGUUUUUGUUCUCAGGCUAAGCCUUGUAUUGUUUUAUGAAACCAGUUCGUAAGAUUGUUUAUAGGUUUGUUUGUAUAGGUUGUUGCAUCAUCAUUUGUCAUCUCUGAGCUUGUGUGUCACUGAUAUUAUUUUCAUUUUUUUUACAUCUGAUCCAUCUUUUUUAAAAUUCCUAUUAAAAUUGCCUUUAUAAGGCUUUGUUGUUGUAAAAUACAACUUCCAUAACAUGAAUUAAUCAUGAUAUACAUUUGAAUGUCCUUCCCCAUAAAUUUAUCAAGCUAAUAAUAAAGGUAUAACAUUAGAAUAAGUACCUGAUGUUAAAUGAGAAAUAAGUAUAAGAAAUAAGCUGUACCAAAUGAAAAAACCAUUAAUUAAUUAAUUAAUUAAUUAAUUAAAUAUGUUAAACGUAGUUUUCAAUAAUGCUAACUGAAGAGAGAUAUGGGUUGAAUUUUAAGCAUUGUCCUGAAAUGCACUUUUCUUACCAUUUUAAAGAUAUAAGCUUAAUUCUGACGUUUUUGGGGCCAUUGCAUGUUGUCCUAUUAAAAAUGAAAAGACAAUAUUUUUAAAAAUACGUAGGUAUCUUGAUUUUUCCUUUAACAAUCAGCUAAUAUACAAAUGAAAAUUAUAAACCGGAUUAAAUUGAUUUUCAGUUUACGACUUACUAUAAUGUAAAGACAUAAUGAGAGAAUAACUGAAAUGAUUUAACCGUGGUUACUUCUUUAAAGCCAUUUAAAGAUCUAAAGUAUAAAUGUAAUUAAUAUAAUUAUAACCAUAACACUGUAAUGUUAAAUCCUGUUGUUGUGUUUGUUUGUUUGUCCGGUUGAUGUCUGGUACUAGCAUUUCGUGAGAUGCAACUCCCUUUACAUGCGAGCCCUAUUUUUGAGAAGGGUUUUGGUACUCAAUUAAUGCUACUAGGUGGAUCAACAAGACAGCAGAUGUUACUUUACAUUGAAGAAAAGGCAAAGAAGAUUCUAGUGGUGGAUGAAUACAAUGCUGUUAUAAGACAUAUUAAGCAGGUAAAGAAACAGUACAUUUGUACAACACCGUAAACUGCUGCUUAUAAGCCUCCCCCCCCCCCCGCUCUCUCCACUUAUAAGCUCCUUCCCUGUUAUAAGCCCUUCGAACUGUACACAAAAAAUACAUACGAUUAGAAGCAACCCCCCCCAGGUAUAACCCCCUCCAAAUCUAUUGAAAUGAACUUGAUUUAUUAUGACAUUUUGAAGCUUUAAAAAACGCCAGUAAAUGCAAAUCGUAUUGUCUUCAGCACUACUUUUAUAGCUGUAGUCCGGUUAAAAGCCCCUCCGUUUCUAAUCCCUCCUAAAACCCCUUACGAAUUUUAUGUAUAAGCCUGCCCAGGACUUAUAAAGCGGCAGUUUACGGUAUAUCAUAAGUUAAAGCUUAAUCUAGCCUUUGACUAGGUCUGUUUACCCUCUUUCAAGGAACGUGACCUCAAUUAAAUUCAUAUAUUUAAAUUCUGCCAAUUGGGACGAACUAAUGACCUGGGGAAAAUGAACAGAAAUGAAGUUUUAAAUCUUAUGUUUAAGUUUCGUUGUAAUACUUUUAAAAACUAUUUCCUCUUGUGCUUCAGCCUAAAACUCUGUUCCAUGAUCUUUUUAUUUUAGUACCAAGAAGAUUCGGAUGUAGAGUCCCUUGUGAAUAAACUGCUGGCGAUACUGGACAGACCCGAGAAAGCUCUCUUGUUGAGAGAUAUAAGGUGAGAAAACAUGACGAAAAGCUGCUGCUGCUGCAGUUAUUUUACAACUCAUAACACCCUUAAUUUAUGAGUUUUCUUUCUAUUUCAUAGCUGUAACUAAGUAAAAAUUAUACUUACGUUGCUGAUUGAGUAGUUUUAUCGACGCGUUGUUUUUGUUGCGUUCAAGGUUUGGGGCGAGAAAAUAUGCUGUUCUCUGAUUGGACGGUAGGAACCCGUGGUUUGGCAGUUUGGCGCGUUUUUUGAGCGGAUUUUGUUUUGGUCAUCUGCAGUCCCAAUUUAUAUGUUCCACUUUUUGUUAAUAUUUUUUAUGAUAUUUCGUUCAAAGGACGUUAGUAUUGCCAUAUGAUCUCGGAAGAUUUGAUGCCAUGGUUUCCGCUCAUGAAAAGGAGGCACUUGAAUACCUCAGCGGUUGUGUACCCGGUGAGUGGUCGUCUAAGCAAUAGGAAUUCACCUAGGAUUUCCCGCAUUCUCUCCUCGACAUUCAUUUCGGAAAUCCUUCCUUUUCGAGACAAUUUUGGAAAUCUUUGAAAUAUUCUGCGAAUACAGCUGUCUCGCGGCGAGGAGCGAGCGGAGACGGCUGUAUUCGCAGGCUGUCUUAAGGGUUGAGGAUCGCUUUAGAUCAUUCUUAAAUCUUUGGAUAAAUCCAGUCGUCCUGGAAAAAGAAAAUUUGAAUGUACCUUUGGUAGCCCCUUCGGUAGAAGGCACGCGUAAACGGAGAGGGGAGGGCUGGGGAGGGGAGAAACACUGCAGUAUGUCUCUGUAGUGUAAGGGUUUUACCCUUUUUUGUCCGUUGAAUAAUGUGUUUAAUGAUGUGGGGAAGGAUAUUUAGCCGAAAGCAAAAUGGGGACUGCCUAACAACAAGAGCCGCCCUCAGUGCAUGCAGUAUCAAACAAAAAGCUGGAUGGAAUUUGGAAGCUCAAAAUCUUCUCAUCUGAACAUAUUCCAUGCGGUAAAGGUUUGACGCGUGUAGCGAUAUGUCUGUGAUAUUGAUGUUUGCUUUUUUCUUAAGGUUCACCCACGAUAAUACCGACUGUGACGGAAAAACCCAAGCGGCAGCUUGUAGCAGCCAUUCAAGGUACGAUUAACAGUGCUAUCAGUACGUAUAACGAGCUGUAAUAAUUUAUUAGGGAGGCGUUUUAAAGCGACGCACUUCAACCGAAAGUAAGGUCUUUUAUCGUUUAAUGUUCCUUGAGGAUACCACAUUUUUUCUUUUUGCCAUGUUUCCUUACUCUUAUACAGACAAUUUGCCCGAAAAUUUUGGCAGAAACGUGAAAAACGUUGCCCAAGAAGGAAAAAAGUCCACCUCCGGUUGAAGUACGUCGCUCAAAAACGCUGUUGCUUAAGCUUCUUUAUAGUGGAGAAAACGAGCACUUCAUGCAAAAAAACAAGGCUACUGUUAUAUUCGUACAUUAUAAACUUUGCCAAAGCAAUUUAAUGCCAGUGUUAAAAUGUUAUGUUUUACAUGUAUUAAUUAUGAAAGGUCUGUUAAGAGCUUUUGUCACCUCUUGGUCCUUUUCUGUAGUAAAAUAUUUAUACUAUUUUGAUUGUGCUGAGAAGGAAUCCCUGGUUUGUCCUCGAUUCUCAGUUAAUUGAAGGAGAGAAGUUCGCUCUCGCUAAAGUAAUAUAAUACCUGAGCUAAUUUGAUCCUAAAAGAAACGUUCAUGAGAAGGCUUGAUUGACGAGAAGAACGUCUUCACCAUCUACACUACAUAUUUGUGUCUAUUUAAUAAUGUAAGUCUAGCUAUAAGGUCUUAGGUGCUGUUUUAAAACCACCUGAAAAAAAAUCAAGCUUUUGUGGGAUGAAUAUCUUUUUAGAGCAGUUAAACCUAGAUCUGAGUUGUUACAUGAAAACGAGUUUAGGCAACAAGCUGGGCUGUUUGGUUAAAUCCGCGACUUGUAUAGAUUAUCCUAGAUCGGCUUUACUCGGGUACAAAGCAUAGAGUUCAUAUAGACAUCGGUCGCUAAAUUUUCAUUAUGCGAAUUUAUAACCUGGACAAUUUAGGCACAAUGCUUUCCAGGAUGUCUUUGAAUUGGAAACUUUGUGUAGUGAAAUGAUAGUACUGGUCGCAAAGGUACUGAAAAACGGGCCACAAAAAACAUGCAACUUGUCUUGCAACAUUGCUACAAAGCGAGUUGAAUAGCGAUGUUGCGCGUAUUAACACCCACAUACAACUGGUUGUUUACAGGUUUGAACGAGGGUGGUAAAACGCGCAACAUCGCUUUCCAACUCGUUUUGCUGCAAUGUUAGAAAGCAAGUUGCACGUUUAGGGUUUAUGUUGCCCGUUUUACCGACAGAAACUUUUUAAUAGUGAUGGAUAUUUUGUUACAGACAGUAGAGGAAGUUUCCAAUUAAAAACGAAAGAAGAAGUGGAGAAAAUAAAGCAAGAAAAACAAGAGAUGGAUAAGAGGCGAGCACAAACAGCUUGGCUCGGAGGCAGCAUUCUUGAUCGCAGCACAAGGAGUAACACAGCACACAAUCCAAACGCUAUCAUUACAUUACCACCGAACUACACAAUGGACGCAAUUCCAGUCAGAGACAUGUCUUCAGCUUCGACAAAUAACUCGCCCGCAUCGUUUGAUGUUCCUGUUAUCCAGGUCAACAAUGACAGUUUAUCCAGGACUCCUAAACAUGACGAAAAUGAUAACGAGAAACCUCGACCUUCAAACUCGCUGUUGGUACCUGAUCGGGUAUCAGUGGAGUAUAGGGACGAUGAUAAAGAGGAAGGACUUAACACGCCUAUGUCGCCAACUGCUGGUCUAUCGAUUCCUGUUCCUUCGAUCGCUGUUUCUAACCAGCAAGCUGGUAUCACGAUUCUUCUUUCGAAAAAAAGAACGAGUUUAGGUCAGUGAUUCACCGUUGCUAGUUUAAUGAUAAAUAUAUAAUCUGGAACAAGCCGCUCUUUUAGUACCCUGGGUUCCAGAGGUUAUUUUUUUCUUAUCUAAUUCGUGAUAGUUCGGUGCGAAGCCGCGUCAACGAGAGAGAAAAAAAUAACCUCGUCUCGGGAGCUUUUUCAAACCGUGAGCACGGUUUAUUUCAUUCCAGGUCUAGAUCUAAAUUGAUAACCGUAUCAAUCUCCCAUGCCGGAUAUCAUAUGAUACAGGAGAAGUGGAGAUUUCAAGAACGGACCUCUGGAGCCAGGGUAUUCUUUUAGAAGAAUUUCAAAGUUACGUCUGGUUAUUCGAGGGUGUAAAAAUCCGGAAUACCCGGUCUGCAUUUUUAGACUGGAUUAGCCUUUCUAUAUUCUCGGAUUUCGGAUUUUUAAAAAAAAACGACUCCAGAUUGAAAUCCCUUUUCUCCGUUCCACGGCCCUAACCAGACAAAAAUUCUCCCCGGAGCAAUGUUGUUAACGGUGGUUUUUCGUAAGGCGCGGACACAUGAAAGUUCAAUUUUUUCCGACCUUAUAGUCUGCGAUGGAGCCGGACUUGUCACUAGAGACCUUGAAAGAGUACUCGAUAUUAUAUUCUAUAUCGGGGAAUUCGGUUUAUUAUAUAAACUGCAGUGUUUUACAAGGAUUUCUACCACUGAGAAAUGUGGUAUCUGAACACACAUAAAAAUACGAUAUUUUUACAUGUGAAGAUAUCGAUAAUUUCACUGACAUCAGGUUUGUCUCUUAAAUUGUACUUAAAUUCGUUGGUGUAUCAUCGAAACAUCUUCGGGUCUUCCUCGAAAGUGCUCGGCAAUCUUCGGCAAUCUUCGGACAUCUUCGGAAAUGUUCGGAAAUUCUCGGAAAAUGUUCGGGAACGUUCGUCUGGUCUUCGGGACAAUUUGAAAAAUCUUCGGAAAUCUUCGUAACGUGGUCGGAAAUCUUCGGAAAAUCAUCAAAAACGCCGUCAUCAGUAUGUUUAUGUAAUAAAAAGAAUAUUACACGUUAGCUAGAAGAUAUGGAUUUUAUGUUCUCGUGGCAAGAGCAAUAUCUCACUCGUUCGCUGCGCUCACUCGUGAGAUAUUGUUCUUGCCACUCGAACAUAAAAUUCAUAUCUUCUCGCCACCAUGUAAUAUUCUCUAUUUCUUUGUAAUGGAUAUGGACAAAAAAGAAAAAUAAUUUUGGGAUUGCCGUCUUGACCUAACGUAUGGCAACAUAUCACUCGGUCUAACUGCCUCUGCUUUAGUGGGGCUCUAAUCUUAUUCGAUCCUUUCCAUUUUUGUUGUAAGUUUUUGGCUUCGCAUUAAAUUUUGGUUCCCAAUUUACACUCUUAAUCUAGUGUGGUUCGGGUGACAGGUCUAGUUGACAAAAGGUUUAUAUAAUUGGUCUGGUACUCACUAGCUGUACGUCUUAUUUAUUCCACCGUAGGUAUAAGUAUUUCAGGCGGAAAAGGUUCGAAAACCCAACCCGAGGUUAGAGUUGAGAAAAUAUUCUCAGGUGGUGCUGCUGCUGAUGACGGAAGACUCAAGGUAGAUGAUCCUUUUUAAUAAGGUUUUGGUUUUAUUAGCCAAAGGCAAGAAUAACGAAGUAAUGUUAACAUAGUUAUUGCGGACGACCAUUAGAGCCCGCAAUCCUAAUCUCCAGGGUUCCGGUUGUUGAAUUGCAGGAUAGCACUAUACACUGGAUAAAUCACCAUCCAGAGUAUAAGUAUUGGGGGAACCAAUUGCAGUAUGCACUGGAUAGAGAUUUAUCCAGCGGAGAGCGUUAUCCACCUUUUGAACAACUUGUGUCAGGUUGCUAUUUGGUGUGUACAGCAUGUAUGUAGCCAGCAUAGGAUUCCUUUAGACCUCCACUGAGAAUGAACAGGAUGCAAUCUGAUGACACGCGUUUGGACUUUUUAUAACUCGUUGUCUUACCUAAUCUUUCCCGUGAAACUUUCGAAAAGUUCAUUGCGGGAGCAGGAGUGUUUGACCGCCCAUACUCCCUAACGUUUAGUUAUUACUAGUUACGUACUUUUUCUUGUGGCUUGCAGUAACAUCAGUCACCUUUGUGUGCAGUUUUUCCUGAUACUGGUAAAGGGUCCCCUCUUCCCCGCAAACUCGUUCCCAGAGUCCUAUCUCUUCCUCCCUCAAGGAAGCACCCGAAAGACCCUGGCUGCGGCUGAUCACGUGGCUCCCGAUAUACUUUCUCCAGGAAGAAAGAGAACCUGGGAACGAGGUUGAUAUUUUCCUGCACUUGGCAUACCUCCCGUGACCCUCGGAAUCUUUCCCGCGCUUGACAGAUUUUCCACCGGUUUCCUUUUUUCCCGCGCUUUGUGUGUGAGCUUGUCAAAUGCAUGUUUUUUCAGCUAAUUCAGUACUUUCUUGUGCUUAAUUACACCAAUUAAUCCCACGCUUCCUUGCCUCUUUAGUGAUUUUUACUCGUUAUUUUUGUUGUUCCCAGAAUUUAACGGAAACGUCUAUCUCUAUAAGCAAAUUUCCGGCCAGUAAACCAGCGGGUAUCUGAGAAGUUUUCUUUCUCACUUUGAGUUUUCUUCAAAUUGCUUGCUUUCAGAGUGGUGACGAGAUUUUGUCUGUUGACGGUGAAAGUCUUCAAGAUGUCACGCAUGCAGAAGCAGUUGACAUCAUCAGGAGGUCUUACAACAACAAGUCCAAAGACGUCAUGGAAAUCGUAGUGAUACCAAGGCAAUAACGGGGUCGUAUACAGUAGUUAUGCAAUAGAGCGGUUUUCACUUGACUGUCGUAAAACCAAAACCAAUCCCUAUCGACAGUCAAGUGAAAACCGCUCUAUUCUAAACCGAUCUAAGACCAAACGCGUCUUGCUAUGUUUGUUAGAGCGGUUUUCACUUGACUGUCGAAAGUAAUUGAGG